CUCCCUCACCUCCUCCUGAUGUUUGGACAAAAACAAACAGAGUUGGGGCCAAUGCACAGGGAGUACGCAGGAGAAGCCGUACAGAGGGUCAGUAUAUAUUGAGCAGCCUGCAGUGUUUUUGGUUCCUUCCAGAGCAGCAUAAGGCGAGCCACUGUAUCACUGAACCCUAGGAUCCACUGGCCUCAGACAUGGCACGUCUGGCCCUCCCCGUCUUCCUCCUUCUCUGCUUCUCCCUGCUCCACCUCGGCUCCAGCCGCCUGUCUCGCAGCAGGAAGGCUGUGUCAGCUCGUCAGUCCGGAGCUGCAGAGGAAGAUGAUGUGACGUCCCAGCUCGAGAGGUUGUGGCUGGAGGUGAACUCACUGAAGGAGAUGCAGGCGUUGCAGACAGUCUGUCUCCGUGGCAUCAAAGCUCACAGGAAAUGUUACCUAACCAUCGAGGAGCCCAAACAUUACCACGAGGCGAAUGAAGACUGCAUUGCCCAGGGGGGAACCCUUGCAACGCCGAGGGACAUGAUGGAGAACAAUGAACUGUGGGACUAUGCAAAGAGGAGCGCUCCGGGAUCCAAGGACUUCUGGAUCGGCGUGGCAGACAUAGUGAAAGAAGGCCAGUAUGUUGAUGUCAACAGCUUGCCCGUCAGCUUUUUACACUGGGACCGCUCCAAGAAGCAGCCCACAGGAACGAAGAGGGAGAGCUGUGUUGCCCUGUCAGUGGCUGCACAGGGAAAGUGGUACGAUGAGGUGUGUCGCAACCUGAAAAAGUACAUCUGUGAAUAUGUCAUUCCUUAAAGGUCCAGUGUGUAAGAUUUACGUGAAAGGGAUCUAUUGGCAGAAAUUGAACAUAAAAUAAUCCUAGUGAUUUUUUCAUUAGUGAGUUUCAUCUAAAUUGUAUGAAUUGUUGUUUUCUUUACC
This is a messenger RNA of Hippoglossus stenolepis (Pacific halibut), 908 nucleotides long. RefSeq names its product C-type lectin domain family 3, member A (gene clec3a). The record is from RefSeq and is a predicted model, not a curated record. The transcript is spliced from 3 exons. The coding region runs from base 189 to 785 and encodes 198 amino acids. Lineage: Eukaryota; Metazoa; Chordata; Actinopteri; Pleuronectiformes; Pleuronectidae.